AUGCCUUCUCUUAACGCCCUUGGCACGGCGCUCCUCGCCUGUGCGGGUAGUGCUGUUGCUACUCAGUUUACUUUGGCCGAUACCUACGACCACACCAACUUCUUUGACAAGUUCACUUUUAACGAUGCCGCCGAUACCAACUCUGGUUUCGUAGUCUACCAGAACCAGGCCAACGCCAAGGCUCAGGGACUGGCUAAGAUCACCAGCAACAACGAAGUCUACCUCGGAGUUGACCACACCACCGUCCUCAAGGGCUCCGGAUACCCUGGCCGUAACUCCCUGAGACUCGAGUCCAAGACUUCGUACAAGCACGGUCUCAUUGUCGCCCGAUUCACCCACCUGCCCGCCAACAAGUGCGGUAGCUGGCCAUCAUUCUGGACUCUUGGUGACAGCUGGCCCAAUGGUGGAGAGAUCGAUGUGUACGAGGGCUGGAACAACAUUGUCCAGAACCAGCCUGCCUUCCACGUUGGUGACUCCAAGACUUUCGGCCAGUGCCUUCUCCAGGGCGCCGGCCAGACUGCUCCUGUCGCUACUGGCAACUGUGACAACACUUUCCAGAACCCUCCCAACCAGUACCUCAACCAGGGAUGCACUGCCAACGAUGCCAAGGGCCCAUGGGCCUCCGCCUCCGGUGGUACCUAUGCCAUUGAGUGGACCAGCGACUACAUCAAGCUGUACAACUGGGCCCGAGGUGCCGAGCCUUCUAACCUGGCCUCGUCCAACCCCGAUACUGCCACUUGGGGCACUCCUGCUGUCAACCUCCAGAACUCCAACUGCAACAUCGACAGACACUUCAACAGCCAGCGCCUCAUUCUCGACAUCGACUUCUGCGGCAACCCCGUCGGCACUCCCGCUUUCUGGCAGCAGAGCUGCCAGAAGGUCACCAGCCAGGCCACUUGCGCUGACUACGUCGCCAAGUUCCCCGGUGACUUCGCCCAGACCUUCUUCCAGAUCCAGGACAUCCGUUACUUCAGCCAGAGC
Molecule: messenger RNA, 981 nt
Organism: Trichoderma virens Gv29-8
Lineage: Eukaryota; Fungi; Ascomycota; Sordariomycetes; Hypocreales; Hypocreaceae
Product: glycoside hydrolase family 16 protein
Exons: 3
Biological process (GO): glucan catabolic process
Molecular function (GO): hydrolase activity, hydrolyzing O-glycosyl compounds
Source: RefSeq, a predicted model, not a curated record